Aspergillus ibericus CBS 121593 is the source of this 1812-nucleotide messenger RNA. Its product is annotated as homeobox domain-containing protein. The coding region runs from base 1 to 1812 and encodes 603 amino acids. The transcript has 3 exons. Gene Ontology annotation, biological process: cell differentiation; regulation of transcription by RNA polymerase II. The record is from RefSeq and is a predicted model, not a curated record. Gene Ontology annotation, molecular function: RNA polymerase II cis-regulatory region sequence-specific DNA binding; DNA-binding transcription factor activity, RNA polymerase II-specific. NCBI's taxonomy places the organism in Eukaryota, Fungi, Ascomycota, Eurotiomycetes, Eurotiales, Aspergillaceae.
AUGUCUUCGACAGACACUCCUGACCCCUCGACGACGUCGAACUCUUCUACCAACGCUUCUACUAUGACAUCUUCUUCGUCCACUACUUCGAGUCCGUCUCCGGCCAUGUCCAACACUGCAGCCCCCUCUGCUUCAGCUCGUCGACCUCAACGGAAGAGCACUUUGACCCAACAGCAAAAGAACAACAAGCGGCAGCGCGCGACUCAAGAUCAACUGGUUACUCUUGAAUUGGAAUUCAACAAGAACCCGACUCCUACCGCAUCCACACGCGAAAGAAUCGCCCAAGAGAUCAACAUGACUGAACGGUCCGUUCAGAUCUGGUUCCAAAACAGACGCGCAAAGAUCAAGAUGCUCGCCAAGAAGAGCAUUGAAACGGGUGAAGGUUGCGACUCCAUCCCUGAGUCAAUGCGCCAAUACUUGGCCAUGCAGUUCGACCCCAGCAAACCCGGUGCAAGAGAUCCCUUUGGCCGCAUUGGCGGAUAUGGAACCAAUGGUGCUUAUCCCCAUGAGUCGGCUCCUUCUGGCAAAGUUGUCAUCCACCACUUCACUUGUCGAUCCUUGACGAUCGGUAGCUGGCGACGCAUCGGGCAAAAUGCCAUGGAUCUCGUGGUGUUCUACUCCCCCGAGAAGGCCUGCAUGACCUAUUACAUCAACAACGACUCGGCUGGAUAUAAGAUCGAAUACCCGUUUUCCUACAUCAAGAAUAUCACUUUGGAGUCGGGUGACCAGAAUCCUCAGCCCAACGGAGCUCCUCCGCGAGCCGGUGGCCUUGUCGUCGAAUUGAACCGACCCCCGUUGUUUUACAUGGACUCGUCCAACUCUGGCGGGUUCUACCAAUGUGGCGACUUUACGGAGGAUCAGCAAGCUAGCCAAAUUAUGGUCCACCAUCUCGGGGGACAUCCCAAGGUUCUCAGCGUCCAACUGGCGAAGCUUGUGUCGCUGGAGUCCUUCCAGAACCGUCUUGCCUACAACAACUUUGCCAUGAACCCGCCCAUGUCGCCUCCGUUCAUCCAGCGCCCUGCAUCGCAACCAAACCAAUUCGCUCCCACCUUCCUGAGUGUGUUUCCAGAGAGCCACCCUCAUCUGAACAUCCCGGCGAUGCGUGGACACAAGCGUCAGAGGAGUCGUUCAGUUCCGGUAGCUGUGGACUUCUCUGCCAUGCAGGCCCCUCUUGCCCACUAUAAUAUGCCCCAGACUCCCGCUGCCUUCAACCAUGCGGACACGGGCAUCUUUGCUCCUGUACCUCAGUCGACGCACCCCUUGGCUGUGAACCUCCGGAUCGAUACUUCUGCUGCCUAUGGGUUCGACCCGCGCACCCACCCCAUGUCGGCCACUACGACUGCCUCUCCGUCUGACUUUGCCAGUCCCGGCCUGUUCAGCACCGGCGCUGGUGGUGACUCGACCCCUGUUGCUACGAACAUGGGUACCCCAUUCAAUCUUCCCUUCGUCUCGCCCGCGGUUGAUUCGACUGUGGCGCCUCAAGCCGCUUCUUAUUCUAACGUCAGUCAUGCCGAUCCUAUGAUUGCAAACCAUUCCCCCCCGUUGUCGAAUAUCUCGCACACGCCUCAAGAUAUGUACACCCUGGGCAACGAGCAUCAGCCCACGUACACGGAUGACAGCAUGUCCAUGAAUGGGAUCUAUCCUAAGCACAAUCUGAGCUUUGCCGUUCCCACCUCCAUGGGUCUUGAGAGCAACACGUUCGAUCUCCCCAUGCAGACCAUGUCUGGCCAUACAUCUCCUGGUGUUCAUGGCGACUUUCAGAGUCUGACCCUGGAGAAUGUCGAUCCUAACACUUUGGCACCUGGUUCUUGA